UACCUAUUUGUAUAUAUAUUUGGAUAGUAGGUUCUUGUGGUUACUGAAUGCUAAGGACACAGGAAAGGAGCUUACAUGGGUAUGGACCUCAGAACUCAAAUUUUCAAACAAUAUUAACUUUCAAAUAAUAUAAACAUACAUUGAUAGAACAUUGCCACACGUAUCAGUUGUUUUCUCCAACAAUUGAACAUAGGCUGCGGCAUUCUGAGUUCUGCAUUAUAACUGUCUUUGAUAGUAGGAUGAGAAGAACAGAAUUGUGAGUUCAAAAGCAUUCACUUCAACUAUUAGAGAGCAGUGUAACUGGAGUUUUCUUGAUGUUCCUCUGGUAGACAAAUGCUUUUUUCAACUUGAAUGUUUCAAACAGUAGAUUUUCUCACUUGCAGCCAUUGUCCAUGAGUAUUUAACAAGUUAAAAAGUGCUGGGAAUACCACUUAUGGAACUUUGUAGGGAGAAUUGGCUGUGAUGUCAUAGAUCCUUGAGGGAAACUUCUAGAAGUAAGAUUUAGUCAUACUGGAGAUUAGAUAAGAAAGAUGCUUACUGAAUAAGGUGGGAUCCAACAAGAGUGUGGUACAGAAUGCAAUAAUACAUGAAUUACUUUUUUCUGAGGGAACUCAACAGAACAACACUUAAUGAAGGAAGGCAAAGUCUUAACCAUCUGGUACAUUUGUGAAUUCUUGAUGACUAAGCACUUGAAGUUUAGUAAAUUUGAAAUUCACCAGUCUUAGAAAUGGAAGAAAGUGAUGAACCUGAUCAGCCUAUCUCAGCAGGGAGGCAAGAAAUUCGAAAGAGAAGACGACCCAGCCAACCAAUGGUAGACAAAUCCCAGCAGACUGAAGUGACAGAGAAAAAGAAACCCUUGCCAAUGCCACAAUCGUCUGGCCCCAAAGCUACCCUUAGUAUUGGUAAUAUUCCUGGAAGCAAAGUCAACUAUGAGUCUCUUAGAGUAUCUUCUCAACUUCAGCAAACUUGGAUGAAGAGAAAGCGUGUACAGGAUAUGACUGAUAAAUCUCUGCAGACAGACACUAUUGCAGAAGAGAAAAAAGAAGAAAUCAAGUCAGUUGGUGAGACAGUGGUACCUGAAGAAAAGCCAGCUGCUGUUGGAGAGGCAGCCCCUGAAUUUCCAGAGAGUGUUCAGGAAGUAGAAAUUCCACCAAGCAGACACUCAAUUCAACUCAAAAUAGACAGAUCUCAGCAGACCAGUUGUACUGGAGACUGGACAAUGAUAAAUAUUCCUCAAAAUGAAAAAGUGGACAAGGAACAGCAGACGUACUUUAUUGAUUCAGAAAUAGUGUUUAUUGGCAAGCCAGGUAGUUCUUCUUCAAAUUCGAAGGAAGGUGCACAGAUGUAUAAAUCCUCAGGGAAGAUUUUUGUUAGUGAACAUCCUGAAUUUCAACCCACAACAUGUAGCAGUGAAGAAAUUAGGCAGAACAGUAUCAGCAGAUCUUCGUUUAGUCAACAAAACAUAAAAAGUACUCCGGUACUUUUAGAAGACGAGCAGUACAUUCUAGUUGAAGUACAGCCUCCCAUUGCAGAAGAGAUCUCUGCUGAACUGCAACCUCCACCAGCAGACGAGACUACUGCAGAAGAGACCCCAGCUGAACUUCAGCCUCCACCAGCUGAGGAUGCCCAUGUGGAAGAGGCUCUUUCAGAAGAGCCUUCUGCUGAAGUUCAGCCUCCAGCAGCUGAAGCGGCUCCUGUUGAAACACAGCCUUCCCCAGCUGAGGAGCCUCCUGCCGAGGAGGCCCCUGCUGAAGUUCUGUCUCUACCAGUUGAAGAGGCCCCUGCAGAAGAGGUCCCUGCUAGAGUAGAGCCAGCCCCUGCUGAAGAGGAUAUUUUAGAAGAGCUUUCUGCUGAAGUUCAGCCUCCACCAGCUGAAGAGGCUCCUACACAGGAGGCCCCAGAACUUAAGCUUCCACUAGCUCUGGAGGCCCCUAUAGAUGAGGUCCCAGAUGAACUUCAGCCUCCCCUAGCUGAGAAGACCACUGCAGAAGAGGUCCCUGCCAAAGUUCAGCCUCCAGCUACUGAAGAGGUCCCUGCGUUAGAGGCACUGGCUGAAGUUCAGUCUCCACCAGCUGAGGAGGCUCCUAUAGAAGAGGCUCCAGCUGAAGUUCACUCUCCACCAGUGGAGGAGGCUGCUACAGAAGAGGCCCCGGCUGAAGUUCAGACUCCACCUGCUGAGGAGGCUGCUGCAGAAGAGGCCCCAGGUGAACCUCAGUCUCUACCAGCUAAGGAUGCCGCUGCAGAAGAGGCCCCGGCUGAAGUUCAGCCUCCACCUGCUGAGGAGGCUGCUGCAGAAGAGGCCCUGGCUGAAGUUCAGCCUCCACCUGCUGAGGAGGCUGCUGCAGAAGAGGCCCCAGCUGAACCUCAGUCUCCACCAGCAGAGGAGGCCGCUGCAGAAGAGGCCCUGGCUGAAGUUCAGACUCCACCUGCUGGGGAGGCUGCUGCAGAAGAGGCCCCGGCUGAACCUCAGUCUCCACCAGCAGAGGAUGCCGCUGCAGAAGAGGCCCCGGCUGAAGUUCAGCCUCUACCAGCUGAGGAGGCUGCUGCAGAAGAGGGACCAGCUGAACCUCAGUCUCCACCAGCUGAGGAGGCCCCUGCAGAAGAGGGACCAGCUGAACUUCAGACUCUACCAGCUGAGGAGGCGCCUGCAUUAGAGGCACUGGCUGAAGUUCAGUCUCUACUAACCGAGGAGGCUCAUAUAGAAGAGGCUCCAGCUGAAGUUCACUCUCCACCAGUGGAAGAGGCCGCUGCAGAAGAGGCCCCGGCUGAACUUCAAUCUCCACCAGCCGAGGAGGCCCCUGCGGAAGAGCAUCAUGUUCCACUUCAGCCCCCACCAACUGAAGAAACUACUUCAGAAAUGGUCCCUGUUGACAAACAGCCUCCACCAGCUAAAGAGCCCAAUUUCAUUACACAAAUCUUUAUGAAAGACACCCCUGCUGAAGUUCAGCCUCCUCCUUCUCAACAAACCCCUGCAGCUGAGCCUCUGGUAGAGAACGUGUCUACUGAACAUCAGUCUCCCCAGACAGCAGAUGGCCCAGUAACAUUAGAAUCCAUGGUUUUGAAAGAUGAGCCAAUAUAUGAAGAGCCAUUAGAACUGGAUCCUGUUCCCAAAGAUUCAUCUAAUAUCAAGAACGAACAGGUUUCUACUAUUGAAAUAGACGGUGUCAUCCGUAUACAACGAAAAUAGGGGCCUCCUCCUCAGCUGUAGUCAGGGCUUAACUAAGCUACAAUCAGAAGCUGAGGGGUCUGGAAGUACGUACUUUAGAAAAGGGUAGGCGUUUGGAAAUAGCUUUGUGAACAGGCAAAUGAAAGGAAACACCAAGAUGUGGACUGCAGGUUGGAAAAUGAACAAUAAAAA
This is a messenger RNA of Diceros bicornis minor, 3358 nucleotides long. It is a transcript of the gene FSCB, whose product is annotated as fibrous sheath CABYR binding protein. Bases 728 to 3187 code for a protein of 819 amino acids. The transcript has a single exon. Gene Ontology annotation, biological process: negative regulation of protein sumoylation. Gene Ontology annotation, molecular function: calcium ion binding. Gene Ontology annotation, cellular component: sperm principal piece; sperm fibrous sheath. The record is from RefSeq and is a predicted model, not a curated record. NCBI's taxonomy places the organism in Eukaryota, Metazoa, Chordata, Mammalia, Perissodactyla, Rhinocerotidae.